Molecule: messenger RNA, 3255 nt
Organism: Leptomonas pyrrhocoris
Lineage: Eukaryota; Euglenozoa; Kinetoplastea; Trypanosomatida; Trypanosomatidae
Exons: 1
Coding region: 1-3255 (1084 amino acids)
Source: RefSeq, a predicted model, not a curated record
AUGAGUGAGCCGUCCUCUAGCACCGGGGCCAACGCAGCCACCGUGACAGCCCCUGCCCGCCCUUCUGGCGGGUAUGGAGCUUCCUUGCACGUCGACACCCCUGCACGAAACUUUGGUAGUUACGGUGGGAGCGGGAGUGUCGGCGGCAUCAGGUCUCCAUGGAUCGCCACCGGCGAACUAGGUAGCCCGCUCGAUGAUAAUCGCAGCAUCGCCAGCUCCACCCGGUCCACACGGCGCCGUCGCGGUGCUCCGGAGUCAGCUGCCGCGGCCGACGAGGGAAAAGUAUGGGCGCAAACGUUCAGCGAUCUCGAGCGAAUGCAACAGGAAAACAAGGAGCGCAUGCACGGCUCGGUGCGCUCCGGCCGCUCCUCGCCCAGCGACGUCCCGUUCUUCCGCGCUGCGUCGACCUCCUCAUUCCGUAACUCCGUGCGACGGCGGCGAUGGCACGCGGCGUCGGGCGCCAACGGGAUGGAUGGGGCAGCGGCGGGGUCAGGCGGGGGAGGUGAGGAGGGCCCGCUCGUUACCGUGACGGACACAUCGCCGCAACCGAGUGCUGCCCACGCACCGCGCCUGAUCGCUACGGACGUCAUGGAAGCCUCCGCGGUAGCGACGACAGCAGCAGAACCUGGCAGUGCCGCAGGCGUCGGUUCGCCCUCAGAGCCUUUGAGCUUUGCGUCGACGGUGGUCGAGGAUCCGGCGAGGCAAGCCAGUACACGGUCCUAUCUUUCUGGCUUGCCAAAAUGGUUAAAAAGCCGCUCCACCGAGACCCCACAAAAGACGACGGCGCAGCCAACAACUGAGCAGGAGCUGGCACACUCAUGUGGCGGUGCAAACGAGGAAACAGAAAUUGCGGCCGGCGAAGCAGAACUGGCUUCGCAGAAUCACGACACUCAGCACAUAGAAGAAAAAGAUCACGAUCAAACACCAGUGAGUAAUUCAGAAGACAUAGCGAAGAAAGCAGGCAGUGUGUCGUCAAACGUUAGUUCGACACCGCCGUCGCUAAAAGAACGCGCUACGGGCCCUCAAGUCCAGCAAGGCGGAUCUUUUCGGUCCAGCCCCCUGUCCGGUGCUGCGUGUGAUACUACCACCACGACGAAGGCAACAGCGUCUUCCACUAGCGCUGCUCUACGGGGCCAUCAGGGCAUCUCAGCGACGUCUUCCCCUCUCAUGCAAACAUAUUUGGCACGACACACCCGAACGGCUGCGAUGGCGCAGGCAGCUCCCUCUGCGUCGACUCCGUCGAAGGCUCAGGAUUACUCCGUCGCACUUGUAGACGCCACCACAGCCGGUUCUUCAGAAGCCGACGUGGCAGAGUUGGCUGCUCCUGCGCCGAACGUGGGUGUGUCGCCGGUUUCCCUAGGGGUAAUAGAGGCAGCAGAUGAGGAAGACAGUGCACGACGCUCCGCCCCUCCACAAGCCACACCACCUCCAUCGAUUGUGCAAAAGGAAGACGAACGCCCGCGAGUGAAAGACGCGUCCGUGGCGGCGGCGGACCGCGCUCAGCUACCAGCCGCACUCGCCGUCGACAACGACGAUGAGCGCGAGAGUGAAAUGACGGAUGGGAUAGGCGGGCAGAGUACGAUGCGGACCUCCAACGCGGCCUUUGCCCCGAUGACAAUAACAACGGAGUCAACCGCGCUCGCGGCAACGACGGGGGCACACACAAACAGCGACCACACCUCCACCUCCCCUGUCCGCAGCACCAAAGCGAAGCAACCGGCCCGUGUGGCGCAGCUGGACGUAUCGGUGAACAAGCCUGUCGUUGCGCACCCCAUCCCACACUCACCGAGUCGGAGUGCAACAUUGGCAGACGAAAACGCAGUCCCCACUUCGGUGGCGAACUCCGCCUCGCGUGAGCGUCUCUCGGCUUCCAGCUCGCGCGAGGGACCCGCCCCCUCUGCGCCCCGCCCAUUCCGUCAGCGCAAGAGCAUCAGCGUCUUGUACCCCGACGCGGUGGAGCAGCCGCAACAGCACCCCACGGCGCCGGAGAAGACGCACGGCACAUCGUCCGGACACCUGCACCGAUCAACGGCGCUAUUUGAGUUGCGGCGGCAGCAGGUGCUGUUGGACCGCCAAGAGCGAGAACUCAGGGCAGCCGCGGAGGAGCGGGCGCGAGUGGGUGCGACGACGCACACGGCCAUCGCAAAGAAAAAAACGUUUGCGGCCACCACCGGCUUGCCCGAGUCGCGGGGCGCCGCCGCCGUCUUGGCCGCAACGGCGCCGACACCCGCCAAAGAAAAGUCCGUGAAACCUGUUGUGGAGCAAGAGGACAGACAGACGGUGCGACCGGCACGUCGACCGCUCUCUGCUGCUGCAUCAAGCUCAGCGGCAUCGGCAACAUCAGCAGCAACAAAGACGGCGAUGACCACUCCUUUGGCAGUAAACGGCCGCCCACGAUUUGCGAUGGUAAGCUCGACCAGCGAAAGGCGCCCAGUCGGCACAGCUUCCGUGGCCGGGGCCGCGAAUGCGUCCACCACGAUGGUGGUGUCGCCACCGCCAACAGCGGCAUCUACUUCUACGCGGACAGCUACUUCCGCGCCGCAUUACACCACGGCGGGACACUCGAUGGACAGCACACACCCCUCCACGACACCAGCGUCUUCCUCGUCUGCCGUUGCUGGACAGACACGCAAACCGGCUGCUCUCAGGACCUCACCGUCGCCCACGCGUGCCAGUGGUGCAGCACCCACGACGACAACAAGCAGCGUGGGACUCAACACGGUUGAUACGCGCGCUGGAACAUCAGCUGCGGACACAGCGGAGACGGCCGGGCCCACGACACGAGCGGAUACACCGGCGUUGAGCCCCGUUGUGACGCGUGCCCAGCUGCACUCCGCCGGAGGGUCUUCCCGGAAAGAAAUGGCGGCACCGGGCGUUGGCAUCAGCAGCGGUGGUGACGUGAGACCCGUGAAGCGGCGCUUGAGUACGAAGCUGACCACUCCGAUUACGCUGAGGACGCCGUACUCGGGGGCUUUAAAUUAUGACAAGCCAGCCAAGCCAGCUUCUCAUGAAGCGGCGAUUGUCAAGCCGUCCACCGUUAACCCGGUUCGACGGGAGAAAAACUCGUCUGUACCGGUGGUGGCGUCUGAGGCGCUGCCCGUUGUGGAAGCCGCCACUGCGGAGACCCCCGCCGCUCCACAACCAGCCUCUGAAGAGCAUCGCCCAGCACCUUUCUGCGUGGAAUGUGGGCAGCGCCACGUGGAUGACAGCGCAAAGUUCUGCGCGGCAUGCGGGCACAAGCGUGUCUUCCUCUAA